ACUUCUCUUUCUCUGUGGUAAUCAGCUGUGUUUUUGAUACAGAUUGCCGGUAUCGGCAAUGCUGAAAAAUCAUUUAUAUACAUAUAUUUUUAUUUAUAUACAUAAUGUACUGUCAGCUUAAACGAAAUACAGCCACAAUCAAUUGCAAUCAGCUGAUCAAAGAAAUGUCGUCUUCUAAUAUUUUCACAUAAUUGAUCGAUAUAUUAUUCUAGCAUUAUGCGUGAAUAGUUGAUGGAAUAUGAAUUACAUUGAAUAAUUUUAAUGAGAAAGAUUGCAUCAUGCGAGAAGAUCGUAUCAAAUAUUAAUUGUUGUAUGUGCAUAUUUAUCAUGCCAGGAAUGAAGUUAGAACGACUAACAUAACCUCGCACAAAUAAAUAACAUCAGAGGAUAACACAAUUAAUUAAUAAUUAUUAUAUUAACUAUAAAAUCUAAGCAUUUUGUAAAUAUAAAAUGCAUUGCAUACAUAAGAUUCUAAAUAUAGCACAGCAUAAUUUACAAGUGCGUAACAAAGCCAACACGAUCUGUAAAAGAUCAGGAAUAUUGCUCCAAGAUAUUGUUUGCCGUUUCAAUCAUGAUUCCGAGGAGUAUAUACCUGCAGAUGAGGAAAAGGACCAGGAAGCGUAUACAGAGAUUUCCAACCAUUAUUUAGGUAUUGCAGUUGGAGGACACAGAACAUUUGUUUUGCAACCAUACAUAAAAUGGGGGAAAGACAAGAAGAGAAACACUUCGCCAGAGUUACAAAUGGCUGAAGCUGUAGCACUCGUAAACACUCUGUCUAACUGGUGUGUAGUUGGGACAAAGUAUGCUCCAUUACUUUCAUUGCAAAAGAAAUCUUUGUUAGGUACUGGUGCGAUGGAAAAUCUGAAGAAAGAAUUAAGUAAAUGCGAAAACCCAACUGCCAUAUUUGUCAGUACUAAUCUGCUAAAGUUUGUUCAAAUUGCUGAAUUGGAAAAAAUUCUUGGUCUACCAGUGUAUGAUCGUUACUCCAUAGUUGUCCACAUAUUUCGUCAGCAUGCAAAAAGUGUAGAAGCAAAAUUGCAAGUAGCUUUAGCAGAAGUACCAUAUGUCCGAAAAAAAAUGCUUGAAACAUCUAUGACUCGCAAUGGCAUUAUAAUGACAGAAAAGACAAAACUAAUCUUUGACAAUAGAGAAAAGAAAUUAAAAAACGAAUUGAGAAAAUUACAACAGCAUCGAAAAAAUAUCAGAAGCCAGCGUACAAGGCAUGGUUUUCCAAUAGUUGCUGUGGUUGGUUAUACAAAUGCAGGAAAAACUUGCUUAAUAAAAGCACUUACGGAUGACAAAUCUCUUCAACCUAAAAAUAAAUUGUUUGCAACUCUUGAUACAACUGCGCAUGAAGGAGUUUUACCCAACAAAUUAAAAAUAUUGUACAUGGAUACUAUUGGAUUCAUCCAAGAUGUGCCAGAAACUUUGAUUGAACCAUUUGUUGUAACUCUGGAGGAUGCCAUGAUUGCUGAUGUUAUAAUUCAUAUAUAUGAUGUCAGUCAUCCUGAUAUGAAAGCACAGUAUCAACACGUUCAGCAAACGAUUAAACCCAUGAUAGACGAGACUCAUCCGAUAAUCGAUGUCGCCAAUAAAUGCGAUCUCAUUCAAAGUGAUUGUGUACCAAAAGACGCAAUCGCCGUUUCUGCUACGAAUUUAACAGGGAUCGAUUUGUUACGUUUGAAAAUACAGGAAGUUCUUUUGGCCGUCACUGGAUUAUUACGCACACGUGUAAGGGUAGAAUCGGGCAGUCCUGCAGCCAGCUGGUUGUACAAAAUGACGACAGUAACGAACGCUCAACCAGAUCCUAAUGAUGCUCAAUAUUUAAUUCUGGAAGUGCUCGCUACUUCAGUCGAUAUUCAAAAGUUCAAGAAAUUUUUAAGACAAUGAAGUAUUCUAUAUUAUAUUUUAUUUGCAACUUUUCGUUAAUAUUUAUCCAUUACUUAUUUAAUAAAUAAACUUAAAGCAUUUUGUAUAAUUUAAAAUAUU
Molecule: messenger RNA, 1989 nt
Organism: Formica exsecta
Lineage: Eukaryota; Metazoa; Arthropoda; Insecta; Hymenoptera; Formicidae
Product: putative GTP-binding protein 6
Exons: 4
Coding region: 451-1890 (479 amino acids)
Cellular component (GO): cytoplasm
Molecular function (GO): ribosome binding; GTP binding
Source: RefSeq, a predicted model, not a curated record